Fusarium redolens is the source of this 336-nucleotide messenger RNA. RefSeq lists its product as uncharacterized. The record is from RefSeq and is a predicted model, not a curated record. NCBI's taxonomy places the organism in Eukaryota, Fungi, Ascomycota, Sordariomycetes, Hypocreales, Nectriaceae. Bases 1 to 336 code for a protein of 111 amino acids. The transcript is spliced from 2 exons.
AUGAUUGCUACUAUAAACGGAGACACGGAGGUCAAUGGAAAGGGCCAUCCUAUUGAUGUCCGGAUUCCGGAUAUGUUUGGCUCGAUAAUGUCUGCUACACCUAUGGUGAACACUCGUCACUUCAAGGUCAAAGCCGCAGCCGAUGCCUUUAUCGAUGACUAUCUCAAGAUGGAGAAACACGAAGCAGACAAUAACCGAAAGGCCGACUUCUGUUUCUGCGCCUCUGCCCUGGCUCCAAAUGCAGAUGCAGAGGCACUCAUGCAUAGAUCUCCUACUUUGAUGACGACUUCGACGAGGGUUUUGGAUCCAUCAUACUUGGAGCCCAUUGCUGCUUAG